Messenger RNA from Spizellomyces punctatus DAOM BR117, 807 nucleotides. RefSeq lists its product as uncharacterized. Gene Ontology annotation, cellular component: kinetochore. Lineage: Eukaryota; Fungi; Chytridiomycota; Chytridiomycetes; Spizellomycetales; Spizellomycetaceae. The record is from RefSeq and is a predicted model, not a curated record. The transcript is spliced from 5 exons. The coding region runs from base 1 to 807 and encodes 268 amino acids. Gene Ontology annotation, molecular function: nucleic acid binding.
AUGACAUCUUUUCGUGGCUUGGGAGCUGCAAAAGUGGAUGACGAGGAGGUGGAGGAUUACAUGUCGGAUGCACUGUUGGCAGGAAUAUCGUCACAAGAAUCUCGAUCUGCUCCGGUAACCUACACCAAACGUCGGGCAGAGAAACUGCGUCGGCAAAAGGAGAGUGGAACCGUCAAGCCUCUGAAGGAGAUAGAGCGAGAGAGCCGCGAACGAGGACUACAAUCACAACUCCCAGAAGAGAACAAGGGAUUCCAAAUGCUGGCGAAAAUGGGAUACAAGAAGGGGAUGUCCCUCGGCACCACGCAUGCAUCAGAAUCGAGAGUGGAGCCUAUCACUGUUACUUUGAAACAAGACAGACAAGGGAUAGGACUCGCAGACCCUCUGGCUGUAAAGCGUCAACGAAGCGAAGAACAACAAAGAGCACUAGAGCACGAACAGGAGGAAGCACGGCAGGAUUAUCGAAUGUUGAUGAACAAACGAUUUGCAGAGAAAAGACUGAUGGCUGACCUCCGUAAGGCGCGUUUGCAAUGUGAACAUCUGGAUCGAGCAAAGGGAAUAGAGAGAAACGAGUUUUGGUUCCCCGAGAAACGGCAGACAUCAGUGGAUGACAAUGGAAAUCCACUGGAAGAGGAAGAAGAAGUGCCAACUGAGUUUGAUCUAAUGGAGCCAUCGUUGCAAUUAAUGGCCGUCACCAUUUACCUGCGCACACUGCACUACUACUGCUUAUGGUGUGGUGAGGCUUACCCGACUGCAGAAGAUCUUGAUAAUACUUGUCCGGGGGAUACAGCAGAAUCGCACGACGUGUGA